This is a messenger RNA of Xiphophorus maculatus (southern platyfish), 3862 nucleotides long. RefSeq names its product microtubule-associated protein futsch-like. Gene Ontology annotation, cellular component: membrane; extracellular region. Gene Ontology annotation, biological process: lipid transport; lipoprotein metabolic process. Lineage: Eukaryota; Metazoa; Chordata; Actinopteri; Cyprinodontiformes; Poeciliidae. The record is from RefSeq and is a predicted model, not a curated record. Gene Ontology annotation, molecular function: lipid binding. The transcript has 24 exons. The coding region runs from base 1047 to 3179 and encodes 710 amino acids.
ACUAAACGGGAUCCUCCAGUUUGAAGGACGUCCGACUCAGAAAUAAAAAUCCUUUUUGAAGACAAUUUAGAUUUAUUUUUAUUAUUUUAAAUUCACAGAUUGGAUAUUUUUUUAGAUUUAUUUUAUUCACCUCAACGGAGGGAUUUGAAACCGAUCAGGAGGGUUAAUGGAUCGAUAGGAUCAACUGGAUCUGGAUCUGCUGCUGACCAGUGAGGGCGUUUCUCUGCUCCUCCUCUUGCUUCCAGCAUAAAGCCACGUUGUUCGGUGUUCAGGAAAUCAUCCAAGACUGCACAACCAUCUCCAAAAGCACAGGUAACAUGUUCUAUAUAAUAACUUCAUCUUUUAUUUGGCUUUGCAAGUUUUAAUAAUUGUUGCAUAAAAUGCCUUGAAGUUUUCACAUUUUGUCACAAAUUUCUGUGGGUUUUAUUCAGAUGUUUUUGUGUUUAAACUGCUGGUCAGUAAUUGCUUGGUCUGUAAUAAUUACUAACGUUUCAAUCAACAACUAUUUAACAACAUUUUCAAUUCAGAAGACCAUCUUUACACUAAAUUAUUGAAUAAAUAGACAUUUGAGCUAUAUUUAUUGUUUUUAAAUCUGUUGUUUAGGUUAUUCUGUUGUCAGAUUGGGGCAAAGUGCUAUUAUGUGUUUCUGAUCAUUCAUGCAACUUCUUUGGGAAAAUACUUUAGAAAUGACGGAUAAGGACGUCUGUUUGCACAAACCUGUUUAGCACUGAGAUGCUACUUUAGGCUUGAAUAGCUUCGAUGAUAUGCUAACUCCUUUUAGCACAACGUGAACCCAACAAUAGUCUUUCCCGGCGUCCCAUCAGAUAAUUGUUGAAGCAGAAAUUAACCCCCAGUUAGCGAAGUACUACUUUACUACUUACUUUACUUUCACAACACCCUGAAUUGUCCGCCAGCAGUGACAGCUUAGCAGACAAUAAAUCAUCAAAGGUAUUGCUUUGCUAUAUUUAUGUGAUUUUUAUUUAUUUAUUUUCAAACACACAAGCUGGAAAUUCGAAACUUUUUUUCCAUUUAAGGAUAAAUCAGGAAUGUUUGGUGGAAUACUGAAGCGAUCGCCCCGACCAGGACAAACCCGCAGGCCGUCUCAGGAUCUUCCGGAUCUUUCAGCUCAUGAUAAAAACCACUCUGAAAGCACCAACAUGAAGGAGUCAGCAGGGAAGGUGACAAAGUCUCCUAAAUUCAACGGGAUGAGAGCAGCGUCGAAGGAAGAUUUGUCUGCACAAAGCGAGCUGUCGAAAAGCAACGACAGUCUUUCCAAGACCAAAGAGCCAAGCGGGUUUGGUGCCAUCUUUAAAAACCCUUUUGGAGCAAGAGCGCCAUCUCAGGAGGAUUUAUCAGCAGCCAGUGAGGUUUCUGAAAGCAGUGAGAAUCUCUCUGAGAACCACACAGAGGAAACAGGAUUCUUUGGUGGCAUGUUCAAGAAAAAAGUUGCAAGCUCCCAGUCUCAGAAGGACACUGAGGACACGCAGACCUCUGCGGAGAACGGGAAGCAGUCGCAAAACAAGGCGGAUCUGGUCAAGAGUAAUUUGAUCCAGGCAGAAGGGAAGGAAAAGGGUGAAACUCCUCCAGUCCUACGCAGACCGAGAGCAGAGGCGAUGAAGACGACAUCCAUGCAUGAGAUGGAAAAACCAAAACCAGAGGAGAAGAAGGAAAAACUCCCUAGAGAGAAGAAAGGAAAACCUUCAGACCCUCCCGUUGUUCCACCCAGACCAUCAGAGGAGGAAAUGAGCAAAACUGUCAGACAUCGCAAGAAAGACAAGCAAGAGCAGAGCCAAUCAGGACAAGAGGCCACUGGUUUGACCAAAGACAAACCAGGAGCGUCUGAUGAUGAAGGGCUGAAGGAUGAAGAUGAGUCAUCGUCUAAAGAGGAAAUUAAAAAUGAUGACAAGGAAAAACCAGAAAAGAAGCCAAAACACAAUCCUUUCAUGCCUCGGCCUCAGGCUGCAUCUGAUGAUGAGGGACUAAAAGACGAAGAAGAGUCUUCAAUUAAAGAGGAAAUUAAAAAAGAUGGGGACAAGGAGAAUAUGGACAAGCCCAAAGUCAAUAAACCAAAGAAGAACAAUCCUUUCAUGCCUCAGAUCAAGGCCAAAGUCAUUCAGAAGAACAGACCAGGCGGAGCUGCAGCAGAGAAUGAAGAAACCCAAAGGUCUUUAUUUGACAGGCUGGAGGAUUUCCGUAUGGAGCCCUCAAGGCCAGAUGAAGGCCAGGAUGUGGAGGAUCUCAUGGACUGGUGGAACAAUGUUGAAUCAUGGGAGGACACGCCUCAAGAUGACAACAUGACAAAAAAGGAAGAGGUCAAGGCCUUCGCUGUAACUGCAGAUAAGGUCCAGAAGGGAAUCCGAGUUUUCAACAAGCUGUUCUCCGAGCGAGCCGAGAGCCUCUGGCAGCACGUCAUCGACCUCAACACCAUCGCCGACGGCCUGGACAAAUUCAACAAGAAGACAAAGAUCGCACAGAUCACCGGCGGCUCCACCAGCGCCAUCGGCGGCGUCACCACCAUCACUGGCCUCGCCCUGGCUCCGUUCACCAUGGGAACCUCCCUGAUUGUCACAGCCGUCGGUUUAGGUGUCGCCACGGCCGGUGGGUUGACUUCGGCCGGGGCCGGCAUCUCCAACCAGGUCAACAACUCUUUGGACCGCAAGAAGGUGGAGAAGAUUGUCAAGGACUACCAGGAGAAGAUCGGCGACCUCAAUAAGUGCCUGAAGUUCAUCAAGCAGGGAAUAGAGAACCUGCGCAAGUUCGACCUGAUCAAGAUGAAGAAAAGUGCGUACAACCAGGACUUCCCCGCGCUCACCAGUCAGUUCUACGAGGACGGCGCCAUGGCGGGGAAGGCCAUCCUCAUCAACGCCAACGAGAUCAUGCGUGUGGUGCAGAUCGCCAACGUGGCGGGCAGCACGGCCGCCAGGGCGGUCCAGAUCGCCAGCAUGGCCACUGGGGUCCUCACGGGGCUCUUUGUCGGUAUGGACAUCUACUUCGUAGCUGAAGACUCUAAGGAGCUGAAGAAAGGGGCAAAAUCAGAGUUUGCAGCCAAAAUCAGGGAGGUGACCACACAGCUGCACGACGGGCUGGUGGAGCUGAACACCAUCUGGGAGGAGCUGCACAGCACCACACCAGAAGGCAACGCAGGCGGCAAAGAGGGCGAGAGCAAAAGAGACAAGUGAGAAACAUGAUGAGAGUUCAGAUGAGGAUGAGAUCGACCGGAUUUUAAAAAGCUAUAAAAAAGGACCUUGAGAACCGGGAAUAUGUCUGACUCCAACAGGCUAUUAUGGGAUGCUGCUUAUAAAUGUUACAGUAAGAAAUUAACAACAAUAUUUUUGGUUUAUUGAGCCUGUCAUAGAGGAAAAAAAAUCAGGGAUUCAUUUUUCAAAGUCAUAUUUUGUCAAUGUUAUUCUACAUUUAAAUAAUAUAGUUACAAACUAAAUAUUGAAUUAGGCUAAACACUUAGUUUACAAAUCAGAUGCCAAUUAAAUACUUAGUUAUCCAAACUGACAAAGUAUUUAGCUUGCUACUUAAAUAUUUAGUUAGUACUCUAGCCUGAUCUGCUAACUAAAUAUUCAAGUUGCUAGCUAAGUGUUUUAGUUAGCAGGCUAACUAAAUGGUAGCCUGCAAGAUAAAUAUUUUUUUAGCAGGUCAGGCUAGGAUGCUAGCUAAAUAUUUAGGUAGAAAGCUAAAUACUUAGUUUGGAAAUAUCUCUCUACCUAAAUAUUUAGCUGGCACGUUAGCCUGGUUUCUAAAAGAUUAUUUAGCUUGCUGACUAAAUAUUUUGGUCCAAGCUAAAUAUUUUGUUUGAAAAAUAAAUAUUUAGUUUAGAAAUUAAAAGUUUAGUUUGGAAAAUAAAUAUUCA